AUGGAUGGGAACCAUAAGCUGAUCAGGUGAAUGUGCAGUAGAUUAUAUGACCUAAAAUGCAGUUUUUGUCCGAGGCAUUGCCAAGGUUUAUAAUCAAAGGCAACUGUUCUGUUCAUGCUUUUUACUGACCGACCCUGAUGCAAAUACCAGAGAAAGUAAGGGAAAAUAGGAGUCUUGAUGGGAAUAUUUUCCAAGUUAUCCCAAACUUGCUCCGUUGUUUGUAUCAGGAGGUGACUAUUUUCCAAACAAACAAAAUGCAGAGAAAUAUCAUACAGGUAGCCAAGUUUGCAUACCCCAUAGAAAACCCACUGACCUCGUGCAUUUUUCAAACAAAACUUGGUAAGAUUUUCUGAAGUUGUGGAACAUACAAGAGAAUUUAGACUAGAACACCAACAGGGUUAGGGGAAGCAGUCCAUAGUGAAAGUUCGCUUCCCUCACCUUGUUAUGGCGGAUCAAAGACUUGUGUGAAAAAAAAUUACAUUAUAAUUUAUUAUCCAUUUUCAUAGGUGGCGAAUGGUUCUGUAUGGUGCAAUUGAUGGAUACUCUCGUUUGGUUGUCUUUCUUCAUUGUUCAAAUAACAAUCGUGCUGAAACAGUGCUACAGUUGUUUAUGAAAGCAGUUACUGAGUUUGGCUUGCCAUCUCGAUUGCGGACUGAUAAAGGUGGUGAGAACACAGCAGCUGCUUUGUACAUGCGGCAACAUCCUUUGAGGGGAACUGGACGAGGGAGUGUGAUAGCUGGCAGUAGCACCCACAACCAAAGAAUCGAGAGGCUGUGGAGGGAUGUUUUUAGUGGUGUCUUGUGUUUGUAUCAAACACUAUUUUAUCAUCUUGAGGAACAAGGUGUUCUUGACCCACUAAAUGAGGUUGAUCUGCUUGCUCUUCACACAGUAUUUUUACCCCGUGUUAACCGUCACCUGGACAUUUGGAAAGGAGGUUGGAACAAUCAUAGCAUGAGAACUGCAGGAAGCCUUUCUCCUCUCCAGCAGUUUGUCAGUGGAAUGCUACAAUUACGUGGUUCUGGUUUGGAAGUAGCCAAGGAAAUGUUUUGUCAACUAGAUGAGGCAAGUACAUGUAACAAAGAAUGUUGUCUAUGUAUUUAACAAGUACAGACUCUUCAUAAACUUGAAAUACGAAGAUCCCAAAUUUAUGAUGAAAACAGUAUUUUUAGAGAUGUUUUUAUAUUAUUUGAAUUAUUAUUCAACAGGAAGAAGUCUCCUCAUAUGGCAUCGACUGGGAUGGACCAAUUCCCAAUGAGUCUUCUCCCUCUGAUGACUUUGAGCUAGUGGAAAUUCCAAACAUUGAAGUCAACGUUAGGGAAGAGCAACAGCAACAACUAAGUUUAUUGGUUGAUCCACUUAGUGACAGCGAUUGUUAUGGCAUUGAUUUAUAUAUUCAGGCACGUAACUUUCUGCACUCAGUGACUUAA
Porites lobata is the source of this 1427-nucleotide messenger RNA. NCBI's taxonomy places the organism in Eukaryota, Metazoa, Cnidaria, Anthozoa, Scleractinia, Poritidae. The record is from the annotation of a GenBank genome assembly.